This is a messenger RNA of Biomphalaria glabrata, 10322 nucleotides long. Its product is annotated as protocadherin gamma-A10-like. Gene Ontology annotation, molecular function: calcium ion binding. Gene Ontology annotation, cellular component: plasma membrane. The transcript has 11 exons. The coding region runs from base 561 to 4034 and encodes 1157 amino acids. NCBI's taxonomy places the organism in Eukaryota, Metazoa, Mollusca, Gastropoda, Planorbidae. The record is from RefSeq and is a predicted model, not a curated record. Gene Ontology annotation, biological process: homophilic cell-cell adhesion.
UAUGAUCGCGGCACGAAGAGUGCGGGGAGAAAGAAUAGGGCGCAACUGAUGGUGGUGACAGGGCGGCUCUGAGACAGUCGACGCGCUCUCGGCUGUAGUAAACGCGCGAUCAAAUUUGUCCAGCGCUGCACUGACUACCGUCGUUCUGUUGUGAUAGUGUCCUAGUCAGUACGGGUAACUCUGCUAGUCUCUUGAUCACAUGGAUUAUCUCCUCUUUCAAAACAAAACCAAAUAAUAUAAAAGAAAAACAAAACAAAUUAAAAGGUGUACUCAUGGAUCGUGCAAUGGCUUAUACUCUUUCUUUAUUGGAUGGAUAUUAAAUCAAAAUGCAUAGAAGAACAUUCUGGAAGAGCCAAGGACAUCAUGAUAAGCCAGACAAGAUCAACGUCUCCUAAGACCUAACGUUAGUACACUCGUAAGUCCGCACUAGCCUUGGUCCAGCCAAUCACAUAUUGAUCUCCGGUGAUGUAAUUUCCGCCACAAAUAGUCCAGAAUUCCCUACGGAUCACCAAAGGUUUACAAAGAAAACGCAAUUCUAUCGAGUUCGAUAACCCAUAGCCAUGCCUGUAUGUUUAUACCAACGUUCUGUCGGGUUGUCGACCCUUUUAGCCGUCCUUCAAGUUUACUUUUCCGUGGUGAGUUCCCAGUCUCUCAAGGUCACGCUCGGACCGUUAAAGGAAGAGCAGAAGACGGGUACCUACGUGGGGAACAUCGCCAGCGCCACUUCCAUCAGCAGGGAGGUCAGCCAGACCGAGUUUAACACCCUUAAGUUCGAGUUCCUGGACUCCUCCAACCGUGACGGGCAAAUGUUCUCCAUCAACGGGCGCUCUGGGGCGCUGUUCACCCAGACCACCAUUGACCGGGAGACGGUGUGCGAAGACAUACUCGUCUGCCAAGUGAAGUUCGACGUGACGGUCAGCUCGGACGUGACGUCGUACCUGAGGCUGGUGGAAGUGACCAUCAACAUCACGGACAUCAACGACAACGUGCCGUCCUUUGACGUUGACCAGUUUGAGAUGGAGAUCCAGGAGAACAACGCGGAUAGUCUGACCAAGCCACUGCCCUCUGCCGUGGACAGGGACAUAGGAGAGAAUGGCAUUCAACAUUACACUCUGCUCUCUAUAACAAACGAUUUCUCGCUCAAUGUGGAGAGGACACUCAACAAUAAGUUCAGGUUGUCCCUGAUGGUCAACACUGUCCUGGACAGGGAGAGACAGGAUCGCUACGUUCUGCUAAUUGCCGCUUCUGAUGGAGGACCUCAGCCCAUGACAGGCACUCUGACAGUCCAUGUCAACGUGACCGACGUGAAUGACAACAGCCCAGUCUUUUCUCAGCAGGACUACUCCUUCAGCGUGGUGGAGACAGCGAAGGUCGGGGACAUCAUUGGCAAGGUCACAGCCUCGGACAGAGACAUUGGAAAGAACGCUGAUAUCAGGUACUCAUUGAUCGUGUCCGGCCGGGACAGUCGAGCCAAACAGUUGUUCGCCAUUGACAAGUCCACGGGAGAGAUCACCAUCAUAGCCCCUUUACAGUACGAUGCGGGGCAGACCUUUGAGACCGUGGUGGAGGCUCGAGACAAGGGCGAUGUACCAAGAAUAGCCGAGGCGAGGCUGAUCUUGACGGUGGUCAACGUGGGCAACAACGCCCCGCGCCUGAAAGUGCAGCUUCAGAAAACCGUUGACAGCAUGGUGUACAUUUCUGAGGGCGCCAAGAACAACACAUUUAUUGGGAAACUGGAGGCGAAAGAUAACGAUCCUGGUGACAGUGGCGUAGUCACGUGUAGGUCAGGGAACCCCAACUUCAGAACCGACCCCUUAGGGGGAUCAGACUUCGCUAUCAUUAUGAACGGCUCCCUGGACCGCGAGCAGGCGGAGGAGUUCGAGGUCAGGCUGAUCUGCAACGAUGCCGGUUCUCCCCCAAAGACAUCGUCCAUCACCUUUAAAGUGUAUGUGACUGACAUCAACGACAACCCGCCGAUGUUUAGUCAGUCUGUCUACGUCGUCAACGUCACGGAGGAGAACAUCGUGGGCAAACCGAUCCUUAAGUUGACAGCCGACGAUCCUGACUCCGGGGUCAACAAAAUCUUUACGUAUUCCUUGUUCCCGAAAGAGAACAGUGUGUUCUCCAUAGACAGAGACAGCGGCAUCCUGAAAGCAAGGACCACGUUUGAUCACGAGGUGGAGAAAAAGUUGAACGUGAUCGUCUUGGCGACAGACGAAGGGCGCCCUUCUUUGGUGUCCACCGCCACGGUGAUGGUGAACAUUCUGGAUAUCAAUGACAACUAUCCUGAAAUUAUUACCAGAGAGCUUCACGUUCCAGAGGGAGGCGGCAAAAUGAAGUUUGUCGGCAAACUGGAAGGAACUGACAAGGAUUCUGGGAUUAAUGCUGAGCUGGUCUUCUCCAUGCCUCCAACGGAAGACAAGACUGAUCAGAUCUUUAAGGUCAACCCUGACGGGAGUAUCUACGCCCUUCAGGAACUGGAUAGAGAAACACAGGACCGUUAUAUACUUUUCUUAGAGGUUAGGGACAAAGGGGUCGAGCCCAAGUCCAGAUCUGGGACCGUGACUGUGAUUGUAGAGGAUAUCAAUGAUCAUGCCCCGUUCUUUCAUUACCCGACACAGAAGAACCAGACUGUGUCUUUCAUCUGGUCACUCCCAACACAUCGGGAAAUAACCCGAGUAAACGCAACGGAUGAAGAUCUCGGUGAGAAUCGGACGAUUUCGUACUACAUCGCUUCCGGUAAUAAAGCUGAACUGUUUGCGCUGGACGAGAAGACCGGGGUUUUGUAUCUUCAGAGGCGUGUCAAGUCGUCAGACGAUCAGAUACACAGGCUGCUGAUUUCCGCCCACGACAGGGGCGUCGUCUCCCUGGAGAGCCAAUCCUUCUUAGAGGUGGUCAUCGACGUGACCAACGCCACCUUCGCCGCCCUCGAGGACAGGGCCGUGGAGGAGAAGUACAUCCUUAUCGCCGGGGUAGUGGCCGGGGCCACCCUACUCUUCUCCAUUAUCAUCUUGGUCAUCAUCUUUCUCAUCCGCCGGGGAAACCACCGGCGCCCGUCUCCGCCACCCGAAAAGCACCCGGAUUGGCACGUGGUGAAGACGGGCAUACAGGAGGAAUGCGGCAAGGGGCAGGUGGAGAAAGUGGCGUGGCGAGGCUCGGACAUUGACAUUGACAUUGACUUGAAAAGUCAAGAUGGUAUGGACAGGGGUCUCAGCGGCGGCUACUCGCCGGAGUCUCAGCCGGACGUCACUAAAACGGGAAGUGAGACUACGUACAAGAAACCUCUGACCAGUAACGGCUCCCCAUGGCAUGACAAUGGCCAUGGUCCAACGACGAUAACACUUGACCCCUACAGGAAGCAGGAUUUCUACACAUUCUGUAAAGUUCGCAGCAGUCCCCAUGACGACGGAAAUAGUGUCACUUCCGGGGAGACAACAACUAGCGACAGUGGGCGUGGCGGAAGCGAGGACGACAUUCCUUUGCCUCCUAUAGCAGAGUGCUCACCUGAACUCAACAGUACCCACACUAGCCCCAAACAUGCUGUUGAAUACCGACCCAUCACGACCUUGCCCCUGAACAAUCUCAGUCGCCAGCCAAUCAAAACAGACUACAGAACGAUGCCUUCUUUAAGCAGCUUUCGGGGCCCGGAUAUCAAAAUGUAUCCCGUGUCCUCCCACCCGCUCCAGAGUGACGCCUCUCUCAACCACGCCUACAACAAUGACAAGGUCCACCCCUCUUCCAGGAACGGCCCCGCCUACACCAGUCUGGCGCAGAUAAAAAACGCCGGCAACAGUCGUCACGUGACAUUUUCCACCAACCAAGGGCGUGGCACCGGCCAGCCCAGGGAGGAGCCUUCCACAUUAGGGCGGCACUCGCCUUAUUCCCCGGGCUACGACACCAUGCUGCCUGACAUGGGCGGCAUUUUCAUCAGUAUGCCUCGAGGGAGCGGGGACGACGAUGAUGGAAACACCACCACCUCUGGUAGCUACACUAUUGACUCAGACAACCUCAAUGACUCUAUUACGUCUGCUUGAGGUCCACGACGCCAACUGCUAAGAUGUGCCUAACAACUUCUUGAACUAAGUUUCGGAGACCAGGAAUAACACUAAACAAUCUACUGCUAAUGCUAACGGCAUCACCAAAUACAUUGACACUAAUUGGAAAUAAUACCAAAUUGUCAUUUUUUAAUCGGUCAUAUCAGUUUGUUCUGAUAACUCCAGAAUGAGGCUGUUAUUUCUUAAACGUAUCAAAAGACGAAGCCUGCACAGCAGUUGCCAGUCUAAACACAGGUCUGACAUUUCACGAGAAGUUACACAGCUCGCGAUUGUAACUUGUAACUAUAACUGUUUUAUUCAUAACUUUGUUAACAGUCAGUGUUAAUCCUAUUUCAUAAUGAAAGUGUGACGCGAGGUUUUAAUUAUAUCUUGAUCUUAAGAAAACGUUUCGUUAACUGAUAACUGAGUUACUAAUUAAAGAAAUAACGUCUGUAAUCAAUUAUAACAUAAGCAGCAAGAUUGACAUAAUGGGCUUUUCAUUGCCUUUUAUCUCUUUCAAAACUUGAUUUUCCAAGUUUUAGGAAUCGCCAACAAGUGUCAGCUACUCAUCGAUGCUGCUUAGACACGAAAUAUCCUGACAAUCACCGAAUUCUCAGUCAUCACCUGAAUUUGAACCUCAGAUACUGUGAAUCGGAGGUCGAGCAAAUCACCACUCCGACGCCAAAACUGGCUGAAAAUUGUCAAGCAUUCAGUUGGCCAAGACACCCCCCCCCUCCCACUAAAGAUCCUUAAGAAGGAGUUACGCGAUGGCCUUACUUCUAAAUUAAUGUGCUACUGCCGGGAUGUGCUAUCAUAGUUCUGGUCUGGGCAUAUCUCAAUUUAUGUUUCUACUAUUAUCUUUACUCAUUUACAUUGUCUGCUACACAAUUUUCAUUAUCAACUCAUCAAAGGUCUCCUUACCCAAUGGAGCGAGACAUAUAUCUUGUCACUUAGGCCAGGAUUUCGAGGCCCAUAGCUUAUAUUUGCUGCCUCUCCCAGAUGCAUUUUUUGCAUACCGUUUAUGCAUAAGGAAUUAUACUAGAUAACCCAUCCCACAACAACACACACACACACGCUUGCCACCAAAACACGUAAUACCAACGAAGGUCUUUUAAUUGAGAGACAAAAAGGAUGUGGUCAGCAAGUCCGUGCUACAAAAACGUCCAAGAAGAGGCGUGGUAGUCUACGUAUUCCUAACCAAUGAUUCAUGAGUCCGUCUAUCGGAAAGAAAUAUUUGUAAGAAUGUCUGUCUAAGAGAUGUCAGUCAUUGAGUCCGUGAAUAAAAAGAAGUCUCGAAAGAAAUGUUGGUUCAGAAAGACAACUAAAACGCCAUCGUCAUGUGAAAUAUAUAUUUUUAAAAAUGUGUAUGUUUGAAUUGACGAAGAUCAUCACUGUACCCUAAAUUUGAGUAAAACUAAUUUUAAAAUAAAACGUGAGCCUUUAAAUAUGACAUUCGCAAAGACUUUAAUGUUGCCUCGAUCAGUUGUUACAUCCCAGGAGGGAAGGUCUUUAGCAAAGAGAUGCUGUAACAAGGAAAACCAAAACAUAGAACUUAGCGCCAUUCACUGAACAGCACGCGAACAUCUCAGUAAAGAGGAAUUUGGGGGCCUCCAACAAUGCGGGAGGAUCUAAGUAAAAUGUAAAAUUUGGAUGAAAUUAAAUGCCCUAUGUCAGUGUCCUUUUCUUUGGGUCAAAACAACAACAAUCGCUGUAUCUGAGCUUCUCAAAACUUGAUCAUUAAGUUACGUUGGAAGAGGCUCAUUGAUUUGUCUGAGCUCUUCUCUGGUCUUCGAUGCCAAAUCUUUUAUAGUUUUUUUUUUAUUUAACAGAGCUUUGUCAACUGCAUGUACUUAUUUAUAGGUAACAAGGAUUUUGUACCAACUUUGACUUUAUGCAAUAGCAAGGUGUCAGUCUGUAACUAAGUGUCAUGCUAUGAAAACAAAAAAAGUUAUUCUGUGACCUGUUGCCUAGUUGUUCACUGAGAUACAUAUUUGUGGAUGAAAUGUAUGAACUCGUUUAAUAUUGUAAUCUUUUGUUUCUUCCACACGAGCAUAAAACAGUGUUAGGUGGCAGCAGAUCUGUGUCUUAAAAUUAAAACAAAACACAUUUUAGAGUUGGGAGGAUCGUUCAUUUUGCAGACGAUUUAAGAAAAUGUGAUGCGCAUGUAAGUUAGCCAAACGUUAGCGAGACCAUAUGUAGCUUUUCAAAUAUCAACAAGACUUUGUAUUUCCGCAAAUCGUGACAUAAGCAGCACGUUUGACUUGACAAAUGCCUAUUGCUAGACUGGGACGUUUUAGAAUCUUGAAAAUCCAUUUCCCUUAUUCAUGAUUUGACGAAAAAAAACACCUUUAGCUUCAUUUCUAGUCAGUCAACACACUUCCAUCAUUAAUUAAAGACAAAAACAAACUUAAAAGCUUGAAACAGCCCUCCCCGCCCCUGCUCAUAUUUUGACACUCGUACUCUAUCAUCAUGCCAAUAUAGGCCCAGAAGCGGAUAUCAUUUGAAGGGUUCUGACCAAGUGUCGGAAAGUUCUGAACUUCUGUGUGAAGCUGAAAUUAAGGUGCCCUUGUAAUGUGUCUGAUUGUAAAUAGCCUGGGCCUCAUACAAACAAAAUUGAUAAAGUUUACUUAUAUUUAGAACUGCAGCUGAAAAACGUAUCAAAAUUUUAUGUAGAGAAAUAAUAUAGCCAAAACCUUUCUUUUUUUUAUCUGCACUAGUCAACAUUACCACCCUGCUCUUCGUUACCAGGCAACGGUUUUGUUUACAGAAAUACCACCCAUUUCAUUCAAAUGCUAUGCUCUUGUAAGGAAAUCCUAUCUUGUAUAUUUAGCAGUUUAUUUAACUUUUCUUUGGCAUUUAUUUCUCGAUGUAUAUUUCAUAGUAGGCCCUAUUGAUACUUUGGAAACAUUAUUACACAAUGGCGCAAUUAAAAAUCUUAUGUCUAAAAAUGUGGCUUUUUUAUUCAGAUUAUUGAAACAUGACACUUCUUUAAAAAUACAAUUUUCGCAUUGAAUGUAUUGAUCAAUUUGUGUUAUGUUUUAAAGAUUCUAUAAAUUGUUAAUGCUACAGUUUUAUGUGAGUUGUAUAUGACUCCAGCUUGUCACAGGAAGAAUAGUAGAGAAUAUAUGUAAUAACUAUAUAUUUUUAUACUAUACUUAUAUGAAUGUGGAUCAUCUUUUCUUUAGGUGUACUAAGGUUUUGUACAUUUCGCUGAUACACUUUGGACAGGCGGCAUUGCAUGCUAUAGUCCAGAAUCGUCAAAUAGUAUACCCAUAAUUAAGUAGUCAGGAAAGACACAAGUGACUGACUUGAAACUAGUAAAUAAAACGUCUCUAAACAACGCAGUGCCUCAAGUAUUUUGUAGCUGUAACAUGCAGAUGCAGUACAGAUGAAAAUAUCUUCGACAUAAUUCUUAAAGGAAGUACUGUUUUUCGAAGAGACAUAUUUAACUAAUGAAAAAAAAAUGCAAAUGUAAAAAAUUGUGGACACCCUAACCCUAACCUUUACCCUGUUAUGUAUGUGUGUGUGUGUGUGUGUGUGAGAGAGAGAGAGAGAAAGAAAGAGAACUCGUACUGUUCACACUUCAGAUGUUAUUUAUCAAAAUGUUUUGCUAUUUUUAUCAAUUACGCUCAAUGUACAAGAUCAAAAGAAUGUUACUGUAGUGCUGUUGUUUGGAUGUACAAGAUUAAAAGGAUGUUUCUAUAAUGCUGUUGUUUGGAACUCUUAAGAUUGAAAGAAUGUUACUGUAGUGCUGUUGUUUGAAUGUACAAGAUUAACAAGAAUGUUACUGUAGUGCUGUUGUUUGAAUGUGGUAAGAAUGAAACGUUCUAAAACUCCGUUGCAAAACGAAGCUACUGGACAUGUUUUUACUUCGUCGGACUUGAUUUUAUUGUGAUUCUAGACAACGGCUGUGGAGACACGAUUACCCCCCCCACCCCCUAUCUCUCUCUCUCUCUCUCUCUCUCUUUCUCUCUCUCUCUCUCUCUCUUUAAUCUUGACCUAACAAUGGUUCACCAAAGACUAUUCAAUCUAGUGAACGGUAAAGUUACUGUUGCUGUUUUGUAGAGUGAUUGAAUUCGGAAGUUGGGAAUAGGUGUGGUUAGAAAUAUUAGGCUUUGUCUUAGGAAAUGCACGCUAUCCUUUCUGUAUUAAGAAUCAUUAUAAGCUGCAUUAGUAUUGUUUCUAGUAACAGUGCCGGCCUUAGAUAAUUGGAGGCCCUUCGGUGGCCCAAGAUGAAAUAGAAAACGUAAAAAUAAGCUGCAAAAAAAUAAAAUAACGUAAUUUAUUUAAACCCUAGUCAGGCUAGUGUACUUCAACAAUAACAUUGGGCACAAGUCUCGCUAUUUCUUCUCUGAAAAAAGAAAUGGCCUCUGAGUCCUGUGCGAGGCACCCAUCAACCGGAGACCCUGGUUUGCCGGCCGGCCUUGUCAGUAAGCAUUAGUUCUACAUUGCUUUGUUAAAAGAAUCGUCAAACACACAUACAGUAUAAAUCUUUAAUAUAGAUUUUCGUACGUAGCAUGAUACUGAUUAAGAAAUUCACUUUGUGAGUCUGUGUAUAAAUCAUGUGGAUGUUUCCUUGGUGAAGAAAAUGGAUCAAUAUCGGAUGGAUAUUUUUUUAAAAUAAUAUAAUGUUGAUGUUUUUUUUUCCUUCCCUUUCAAAUCGCCAAAUUUAUAUUUCACAUUUUUAAUUUUUGAAUUGUAACCAUUUUUAUUUUAAAUCAGACAUGCUACAUAUUGCCAAAGUAAUCAUCACGUCUUCUUAUACAGCAAAGUGGACGUUUGUAUAAUACGUAGCCUUAAUAUUCUAUGAUUUACUGUCAUGUACGUCCGUCGCUUUUGCUUAGGUAAAUAAACACAUCGCCAAACGUCAUUGGUUCUAAGAAGAACAGUUGAUUGUUUUUUUAGUAAUAAGAAUAAUUCUUGUCUUCAAGUCCGAAGAUUAUUGAGGAAUGCAGUAUUUCCCGUGGAUACGCAGCCCCAGCUGUGACCUACAUAUUUUGCCACAUCUAUCCACUAGCCUGACUGUUUUUAUAGUGCACUUGAAAAUAUUACGGCAAUUUUAUCUUUUGAGCAUUCAUAUAAGAGCUUGAUGUGGAAGAGAAACUGUGUAACCUGUUUCAGAGGCGGCGUUUCAGGGUGUUGAAGAGUUUAGGCUACCCAAGGGCCCGUGGAUGAGGGAAGCCAGCAACACGGAGGUUCAUUUCAUCACAAAAUGUCUCUUCCACGCAUUUUAAUAUACCAAUGCAGCUUGUUAAAGACUAAAGGACAGACAAAUUGCUAUAUCUUUACGAAAAAAAAAAAGUUUUAGUUAGGGUUAGUGUUAGGGUUAGUGUUAGGGUUAGGGUUAGUGUUAGGGUUAGUGUUAGGGUUAGUGUUAGGGUUAGUGUUGACCACUCGCCGAAGGCACCACGUAAUGCUAAGGAAGCCCCAGGUGCGUUUCAACCUUUCAAACAUCUCGGGAUCGAGUGAGGCCAUGUUUUAUCCGUUUUGAGAAAUCAGGGUUUUGGGAUCAAGCAUGUACACCCUACCUUUUGCAGGGGAGCAAGUGUAAAAUGUAUAUUUGGAGAUUGUGGUACUCCUUUUAUUCUAUAGAAAUAAAUACAAUAAAGUAAAAAUGUUCAUAAACAGAAUAGGUCUGAUAUAUUUCCAUAUUUUUAUCUUUUAUCCAUAAUACAUUGUAAUCUGUUAUUGAUGAAUGUUUUUCAAAGAGAACAUGUCUAUUUCUUAUAAUAUUUUUUUAAAUCUCAUUACAGCCUGUACAUUAUGCAUAUAUUUUCUGUGCCUCUUUUUGAAUUGUAUAAAGCAGACGUCAAGAAUUGCGUCAUCUCAAAGAAAAAAGAAUUUGAAAUUUGUAAUAUAAUUUGCAUUUGAACUUAUUAACUUAAAUUACGGGGAGAUCACUGUGAAAUAUUCCAUUCCAAUUAUCUUUCCUUCUUUAACAUAAAAAAAGUGAAAAAAAAUUUAAUUAUAUUGUAAUGUAAUGUAAAUUAAUACAAGUGUUUUUAAUUGUAUAUUUAAAUCAGCUAUGUUUAUCAUGAAUUUCGUACAAGCUGUAUUUAUGUUUCAUUCAAUAAGUGUAAAAUAUUAACGCCUGCAAACAGUGGAUUGUUCUGAAUCAUGUGUGUGCAAAUCAUUUUUAUCUUUAUGAGGCUCUAUUUUGUUCUUUUUUUCUAUUUCCUAUCAGAGUUUUAUUCCCAUUCCAAUGUGUUUGAUAUGAUUUAUUUUGGUUUGAUUCAGACAUUUUCCAUUUUUUGGUUAAUAAAGUAUGAUUUAUCAAUUUUGCUGAGA